AUGGCGACACCUGAUGAAACGAAAUAUGGGUUCGGUAUUUCGCUCGCCGCCAUUGGGGUUCUAACACUUGUAACCAAUGUGCUGUUCCUCUUUGUGUUCUUCCAGCGGAGGAGGAUGAGGAUUCCUGCCAAAUAUUUCGUGGCGAACCUGGCCUUUGUAGAUAUUUUGGGAGCAAUCUUCUGGACGUCAUUCAGCGUGCUAGCUGUGUUUGAGGACGGCUGGACGCUGUCAUACGACGUAUGUAAACUACAACAGUUCUUUGCCAAUUUUUGUGUCCUCAUCAACAUGCACACAUUAUUGUUUCUUUCUUUUGAAAGGACACUAAUGAUUUACAAACCCUCGCGCCAUUUUGAAAUUUUUCAAAGGAUAGUUCUGAUCAUAGCUGUCUGUGCUGUUUGGAUCUUUGACGUGGUCUUGUCACUGUUUCCGGUCUCUGGUUGGGGGGAGGUGGCGUAUUUCUCUAACCAGUACCAAUGUGCUAUGAACUACGACGAAAACGUUAGACAAAUGCACUUCUCAACUGCCAUCACAUUUGGAAUACCUAUUAUUUUCCUGGCAUUGUGCUACGUAUUAAUUUUCAUUCGGAUUAAAAAAUUGCGUGAUAAUAUGUCACCGGAAGGUGCUAUGGCACUCGAAACGAAUGACGUCGCUUCCGGUGAUACGUAUUCAGCAAGACUCAAGCGCCAACAAAUGAAAUUCCAAGAUGCCGGGAGGAAACGAAAGAAGCCAACUAUCGGAAAGGUGGUGCAUUACACUAAGGACGGAUACGAGAGCAACGAAUCCUCAACCGACGAGGAAGAUGAAAAAGAGAACAAAUCAAAGAAAAGUGACGAAGGGGGAAUGAAACGAGUGUAUUACUUGUCAAAGAACGACUACGAGUUGGUGAAGACGUACCUUAUAACUACAUUCGUGGUGAUCGGAUUGUGGUACCCACAUAUCAUCAUCACCUACGUCGAUCUGUAUGAGUUCAAUGUCGUCAUUUCGGCUAACGUCAUCCGGUUUCUCGUUUUAAUGACCCACGUUGCGGCCUUCGUCAAACCCAUCAUAUAUUUCCUCCACAAUACAAACAUGAGCACACACCUUAAAAAAACGUUUUGUAAACGCGACAGGUACAAAAGAAUUGACAAGAAAUCUAACAAGUAUGCCGAAAAUGACGACGAAGAGAACGGAGUAGCCCAAACAAAUGCGGAACCGCAAGCUUAA
This is a messenger RNA of Ylistrum balloti, 1203 nucleotides long. Its product is annotated as rhodopsin-like. The coding region runs from base 1 to 1203 and encodes 400 amino acids. The transcript has a single exon. The record is from RefSeq and is a predicted model, not a curated record. NCBI's taxonomy places the organism in Eukaryota, Metazoa, Mollusca, Bivalvia, Pectinida, Pectinidae. Gene Ontology annotation, cellular component: membrane. Gene Ontology annotation, biological process: G protein-coupled receptor signaling pathway. Gene Ontology annotation, molecular function: G protein-coupled receptor activity.